Phaethon lepturus (White-tailed tropicbird) is the source of this 798-nucleotide messenger RNA. It is a transcript of the gene ZDHHC21, whose product is annotated as zinc finger, DHHC-type containing 21. NCBI's taxonomy places the organism in Eukaryota, Metazoa, Chordata, Aves, Phaethontiformes, Phaethontidae. The record is from RefSeq and is a predicted model, not a curated record. Gene Ontology annotation, cellular component: endoplasmic reticulum; Golgi apparatus. Gene Ontology annotation, molecular function: protein-cysteine S-palmitoyltransferase activity. Gene Ontology annotation, biological process: peptidyl-L-cysteine S-palmitoylation; protein targeting to membrane. Bases 1 to 798 code for a protein of 265 amino acids. The transcript has 7 exons.
AUGGGACGACGAAUUCACUUUGUGGUUGACCCUCAGGGUUGGUGCUGCAUGGGCCUGAUUAUCUUUGUCUGGCUGUACAAUACAAUCUUCAUUCCAAAAGUCAUCCUUUUUCCUCACUAUGAAGAGGGACAUAUUUCAGUUGUGGCAAUUUUGUGUUAUUACUUCUGCUCAUUCUUUUGUAUAGCUUCAUUACUAAGAGCCUCAGUAGCUGAUCCAGGAAAGCUACCUGAAAACCCAAAGAUACCAAUUACAGAACGAGAAUAUUGGGAAUUAUGUAACAAAUGCAAUAUGAUGAGACCAAAGCGUUCACACCAUUGCAGUCGUUGUGGACAUUGUGUGAGGAGGAUGGAUCACCACUGCCCAUGGAUUAAUAAUUGUGUUGGUGAAGACAAUCACUGGCUAUUUUUACAGCUGUGUUUCUACACCCAGAUCCUUAGUUCCUAUACACUGAUACUCGAUUUCUGCCAUUACUACUACUUUUUGCCUCUGAAAAAAGAAAACUGGGAUGUUUUUGUAUUUAGACAUGAACUUGCUCUCCUAAGAGUAUCUGCCUUCAUGGGUCUAAUAAUAUUAGGUGGAAUAAGUGGACUCUUUUACACUCAGCUAAUGGGUAUUUUCACUGACACUACAAGUAUAGAAAAAAUGUCAAACUGUUGUGAAGACACAUUGAGGCCCCGAAAGCCAUGGCAGCAGACCUUCUCAGAAGUUUUUGGCACUCGAUGGAAGAUCCUGUGGUUUAUUCCUUUCAGGCAGAGGCAACCACUGCGAAUUCCCUACCACUUUGCCAAUCACAUCUGA